GACACCCCUGGUCCUUUCCCUCCCAGAAGCCCGCAGGAACCCCGUCGGUAUCAUGGCCGCAGGAGCCGGGACGGCGGGCUCCGCUUCCGGCACGGGCGUCGUGCGUGACCCGGUGGCGUCACAGCCGAGGAAACGGCCCAGCCGGGAGGGCGGGGAAGGCGCGCGGCGGUCGGACGCGAUGGCGGGAGGAGGCGGGAGCGGCGGCGGCGGGCGGCCGGCGGGACGGCGGGCUUCUCGCAGCGGCGGGCGGGCUCGGCGAGGGCGCCACGAGUCGGGGCUGGGGGGCGCGGCGGAGCGAGGCGCGGGCGAAGCGCGACUGGAGGAAGCGGUCAACCGCUGGGUGCUCAAGUUCUACUUCCAUGAGGCGCUGCGGGCCUUUCGGAGUAGCCGGUACGGGGACUUCAGGCAGAUCCGGGACAUCAUGCAGGCUUUGCUUGUCAGACCCUUGGGGAAGGAGCACACGGUGUCCCGGUUGCUGCGGGUUAUGCAGUGUCUGUCGCGCAUUGAAGAAGGGGAAAAUUUAGACUGUUCCUUUGAUAUGGAGGCUGAGCUCACACCACUGGAAUCAGCGAUCAAUGUCCUGGAAAUGAUUAAAACAGAAUUUACAUUGACAGAAGCAAUGGUUGAAUCCAGUAGAAAACUGGUCAAGGAGGCUGCUGUCAUUAUUUGUAUCAAAAACAAAGAAUUUGAAAAGGCUUCAAAAAUUUUGAAAAAAUACAUGUCCAAGGACCCCACAACUCAGAAGCUGAGAAACGAUCUACUGAAUAUUAUCCGAGAAAAGAACCUGGCCCACCCUGUUAUCCAGAACUUUUCCUAUGAGACCUUCCAGCAGAAGAUGUUGCGCUUCCUGGAGAGCCACCUGGAUGACAACGAGCCCUACCUCCUCACGAUGGCCAAAAAGGCCUUGAAAUCUGAAUCUGCUGCUUCAAGUACAGUGAAGGAAGAUAAGCAGCCAGCCCUGGAGCCUGUGGAGAAGCCACUCAGAGAGUCUCCAAGGCAGCUGCAAAGUACUCCAACCACCUUUGGAAUUAGAACUCUGAAGGCAGCUUUCAAAGCUCUGUCCACUGCACAAGACUCAGAGGCAGCCUUUGCAAAACUGGACCAGAAAGAUCUGGUACUUCCUAAUCUAGCAUCCCCAUCAUCACCAGCCCACAAAAACAAGAGACCCAGGAAAGAUGAAAACGAAAGCUCAGCUCCUGCUGAGGGUGAGGGAGGCUCAGAACUGCCACCCAGGAACAAACGCAUGACAAUAAGCAGAUUGGUUUUGGAGGAGGACAGCCAAAGUUCUGAGCCCAGUCCAGGCCUCAACUCCUCUCAGGAGGCCAUGCCAGUAUCACCAUCCAAGCCCACAGCUCUCAACCAACCCCACAGAAGGGAGAAGAAGCCAAAAGUAUCCAAAGGCAAGUGGAACAGCUCUAACAGUGCUGAAGAAAAAGAAACUUGGGUUGAAGAGGACAAACUAUUUGAAGUUCAGGCACCAGGUGAAGCCAAUUCAACCAUUAUAACAAGAAAGCAGAAGUGGACCAUAGAAGAAAGCGAGUGGGUGAAGGCUGGAGUGCAGAAAUUCGGGGAAGGAAACUGGGCUGCCAUUUCUAAAAAUUAUCCCUUUGUUAACCGAACAGCUGUGAUGAUUAAGGAUCGCUGGCGGACCAUGAAAAAACUUGGCAUGAACUGAAACAGACUUCCAUUCCCAGAAGAUUCACAGGAGCAUGAUCUGGACACUAGUCCCUGGUGGUCUGCUGUUUUUUUCAGAUGCUGGCCUGGAAUUAGAAUUUGGGGCAACCUCCUUCAGUGCAGGAAGGUCCCAGGUCCACACCAUCACUGUUGGAGAUCACAGAGCUAAGACUCAAAGCCAAGUCCGCCCCGUGUCUGUGGCAGAGAUGACAGGCACACAGCUUGUAUAAUGACAGACUAUCACUAGCAUUUCCCUUCUUUAGUGAUUUGCUUAAACUUAAAUCCCCAGUAUCUGUAGAACCUUCUCCUAGGAAAUGAUGGAGUGCAUUAGGAGCAACUUACAACCUGGUAACCUGUUAAGCCAGCAAUGUGAGCAUUAUCUGAAGUGAGCUUACUCCUUGUUGAGCUUUGGCCUUCUGACACAAAUACAAAGGAACCAUGUGUGUUAUGAGCCCAGGCUGAUGAGAGACCAGUCCUUGGGGAACCAGAUUACUCUGUUUAGCCACCUGUGAUGUCAACCCUAGACCUGACUGCCUUGGCAUUCAAUAUUGUGUGCUGGGCUGUGACAGAGGUUAUUCUCCAUACUUCUGUGGUUGAACCAGUGUGUUUUUUGGUAAAAUGGUGAUUGUAGAUAAGCUUAGCCCCCACCCCCAAAGAUCCCUUCCUUAUGCUGGACUUUUAAAGCUUAAAAAAAUCCUGAUUGAAUAUAAUGCCUAAUUUCAUUUUUGUGAAGUGUUCGCUUCCGCCUGAUUCCCUAAUUGUGCUGUGUUAGUGUCUUGCACUGGAAUUCAACAUGCCCUUCUUUUGUACCGUGUCAUGCUUGCUGUCUCUCAGACAUCCUUAAAGACUCUUUUUAGCAAAAAACAAAAACAAAAAAUUCAGUAAAGUGUUUUCUGUAAUCUUUUUAACUAUGAGAACUAAUUGUUGAUACUUGUAGCAUUCUUCAUUAAAGUCCUGCUUCUCUCAGA
This is a messenger RNA of Nannospalax galili (Upper Galilee mountains blind mole rat), 2642 nucleotides long. RefSeq names its product telomeric repeat binding factor 2 (gene Terf2). The transcript is spliced from 10 exons. The coding region runs from base 53 to 1675 and encodes 540 amino acids. Gene Ontology annotation, cellular component: nucleus; chromosome, telomeric region; shelterin complex. The record is from RefSeq and is a predicted model, not a curated record. Gene Ontology annotation, biological process: negative regulation of telomeric D-loop disassembly; protein localization to chromosome, telomeric region; telomeric loop formation. Gene Ontology annotation, molecular function: double-stranded telomeric DNA binding; telomerase activity; protein homodimerization activity. NCBI's taxonomy places the organism in Eukaryota, Metazoa, Chordata, Mammalia, Rodentia, Spalacidae.